Molecule: messenger RNA, 3609 nt
Organism: Hippoglossus stenolepis (Pacific halibut)
Lineage: Eukaryota; Metazoa; Chordata; Actinopteri; Pleuronectiformes; Pleuronectidae
Product: SHC-transforming protein 4
Exons: 14
Coding region: 441-2108 (555 amino acids)
Biological process (GO): cell surface receptor protein tyrosine kinase signaling pathway; intracellular signal transduction
Cellular component (GO): plasma membrane
Molecular function (GO): receptor tyrosine kinase binding
Source: RefSeq, a predicted model, not a curated record
GAGAGAGUUAGGGGCCGUCUGUCAAUCUCCCCUCCGCUCCAUUCACACAUUCAACCGCAUGCACCUUCACGGAGAGACAGAGGAAGUGAGCAAGAGCCUCUCAUUCAUAAAAAAAAAAAAAAGAGAGAAAGUUCAUUCACAAAAGCUGCACAAUUCUGUGCCGAGCCUCAGAGGGAGAGAAGGCGAGUAGAUGUGGAGGUGAAGCAGAGCUGGAAGCCUGGAGAGCGACGGAGAGGCUGAAUGAGAUGGGACUGUAGAGGAGAGCCGACUGGACCUCAGACUACACAGGACAUCCACAGUCCCACGCUGUCUCCAGUCCAACCUAACAAACGUGUGUCGUCUAAUUCCUGGCAGGGUUUUUUAGUUUUUCCUCUCUUUUACUUCCCAGUGCUCUCGUCGGUCCAGUUACUUGAUUAUGAGACAGCAAACCUUACCCAGGCAUGCUCAAGCGCACCAAAUACAGUCGUCUGCGCAACGAUUCCGUCACAUCUCCAGAGGAUCGGCCCCAAAGGAUGCCGCCCCUGAAGAGGGAACUCCCCUUGGACUCUGAUUUUGCUCAACUGGACCCCGGGGCACCCCCACACCACGGGCUAUCCACCCUGAGGGACUUCAUCCCUCGAGUGGCCAACAUUCGGCUGCAGAGUCCCUUCCCUCUGUCUGGCCUGAGGGGACAGAGAAACACAGCAGGGGACAGAAGCGUUGAUGGACACGCUGACAGACCCUGUUCAGGAACACAAUGGGGAUCAGGACCCGAGCAGAGAAUUUGUAGCCAACCCUCCCUUCAUGUGCCGUUUUCCAGUGGCCAAAGCCGGAGUCAUUUAGCCCUGCUCUGCGCAAAAAGACCCAUCACCCUGCACCGGAUGGCCAGCCUCCCCUGGACCCCCGGCUGUCCUCCCUGCCCACAGCACAGAGGUGGUCCGUGCUGUGUGAAGACUUCCUCUGCAGCAGAUGACUGUACAGUGACGGCAAACAGAGCAGUUCAUCAUAACAUCAAGUACAUGGGCAGUGUGGAGGUAACCCAGUCCAUGAGGAACCUCGACUUUGAUACGAGAAUGAAAGUGACACGAGAGGCGAUUAGCAGACUGUGCGAGAGGACGUCAGCCAAGACAGCAGUGAAAACUAAAACGUCUGUGUACAAGGGGCCGUCGGCUGUUCUUGGUCGGAUGAACCUGCAGUUUUCUGGGCGCAGGAUCAUCGUCACCGUCUCCACAGACAGCGUGACUCUGAUCACCGCCUCCUCCUCACAGAAGAUCGCCCACCACCCCAUGCAGGCCAUUUCAUUUGCCUCGGGAGGAGAACCAGACGUGGUCGAUUACAUCGCUUACGUUGCCAAAGACCUCACCAAUCAGAGAGCGUGUCACAUCCUGGAGUGUCCGCAGGGUCGGGCCUGCGAGCUCAUCAACAGCAUCGGUCAGGCCUUUGAGAAUCGUUUCCACCAACUCCUCAGCCACACCCCUUCGCUCCUCUGCACCGAUCCCAGGUCAGCAGUGAGAAUCAGUAACGAUUGGACAGAGGAGACAACAACAGAGCAGGAGGUCAAACAGGAAGGUGAAGCCCAUGAGCACUGUGACUAUUACAAUGUGAUCCCAGGAAAGACGCCCCCUCCUGGUGGGAUAGAGGACCUGCGCAUCACAAGGGAGGAGAGCAAGCAAGAUGCUGACAUUCAAGAGGUCUGUUUGCCUCGGCCUGUUUCACUGUAUGAGAACUGCUCCAUCACAGAAGAAACUCCAGCUCCAACUAGAGUGGGAUGUGAGGUCAGUGGACAGUGCUCUCCUCUCUCUGAGUCACUGAUCCAGGACCUGAUCCAGGAGGAAGGCUGGUUCCACGGCAGUUUGGGACGAAAGCAGGCAGAGUCCCUCCUCACCUGCAGUGGGGACUUCCUGGUCAGAGAGAGCAGCUCUGCGUCUGGUCAGUACGUCCUCAGCGGUAUGGAGGGAGCCACCGUGCGGCACCUGCUGCUGAUCGACCCCCAUGGAAAGGUGCGGACCCGUGAUCAGGUGUUUCUGAGUGUCGGUCACCUGGUGCGGUUCCAUAUGGAGAACCAGACGCCCAUCGUCUCUGGAAGCAGCGAGCUGCUGCUGAAGCAGCCGAUCCUGCAAAGACACUGAUGCACAUUCAUAGGCUCCGUAGUCACACGUGCAGACAUUAGCCUUCAGCACUGGUGGGUCUCAGCGUUUUUGUGAGAUGAGGGACAAUGUACCAAAAAAAAAAACUAAAACCUUUAAACACUUUUAGCUCCUUGACAAUUUCAACAUGUGAACAUCCAGCACUUUCCACAGUAUUUUAUUAUUUGGCCAUGAAAACACAUGUGUUGUAUAUGUUCAGUGAAUAGUUCCUGAAAGUAAACUUGUGCCUCUCCCUGGGUUGAGAACAGCUGCUGGCCUGCAGAGCCUCCUCUCUCUGUCUCAGGAUGAAUUUGUUGGUGUUUACUCAAAGUCCAAGCACAAUCACUGGUGUCGGGAGGAACUGAGCAGGAUGUUGGCAGAUGUUCAGAUUCACUUUCUUUACAUGCUCAACUCAUCUUUCAUUCGUUUUUUGUUUUGAUUUGUUAUUCUUCUGUGUUCCUGCCUUUCUUUAAACUUGAAAACCACUUUUCUGUUACUUUCUGAAUAUGGAGUUCAAAUACUCUUAGUAACCAGCCGCAGAAUUGCAGUCCAGUCUCAGAUAAGCUGGUAAAUAUCAAAUAAUAACGUUUUUGUUGCCCAUUCAUUGUAGUUUAAUACAUCUUUAGUUCUGUUUCACAAUAACAGAUAUUUCUCUCUUGGUGUCUCUUCUCACACGUGGACAGUAGAACUACGUAGAGUUCAGAUAGACACACAAAUGAAAUGACACAAAUCAACUCAGGUGACUGACAUAUUAUUAGUAUUGGUUUAUCUUCCAGUCAGUAGAAUAAACUAAAUCAGCUCAUGGGAAGAAAAUAUUCCAAUGUCAUCAAAACUACCUUCACUCUUAGGUUUUUAGUAAGUCAAUGUUUUAUUUUCACAUCCAGCUGAGACAUAACAGUGUAAUUUGUUGUCUUGUUUAUUUGAAAAUGUAAUUUGAGGACAAACCACUUUGCACCAUCUCGUUUUCAAGGGGGUCUUCAGACUCAACCAGCCUCAGUCGCUCCGUAGUCGAGGAAACCCGGCGGACACCGCGUGGCGAGGCUCAGCAGCUUCUGUCUCCAGUCGGCCUCGAAUAAAACCUGAGAUCCACAAGACUGCUGACGUCAAAGUUAUUGUGAAGAACUUUCAAAUGCAUUGACUUGAUGAUUUUCUUUGUCGUACAUGAUAUGAAACUAAAUAUAUUUGGAUUUGGAAGUUUUCACACAAUUUAUAGACGAAAUUGUGAGACAAAUGGCCUAAAUAUAUAGUUAUUAUUAGUGAUUCAUAGCCCUAAGAUCUUAUAUAUUUAACUUUCUUAGCUGCCCAGACUCUUAACACCACAAGAUGGUGCUAUCUGUCUACACAAGAGCUUACCAUACCAUCUCUUGAUUGGUCAAACACUCAUUAGCUCAACUUCUGAAAUUCUCCAUUUGUUUAUGUGGCUGUUGCAUUUCUCAUGAAUCUUAUAUGUAACAUGUUUUUCUAUGAUGCAACAUGGCCAAUACAUAUAUGAUCAAACCAGUGA